AUGCUUUGGUCUUCGUUUGCGGGCGAGCGUCGCGUCGUGUCGUGCGUGCAGUGGGUGCCCAACCGCCGCGGCGUGGUGGCGGUGGCCGUGACAGACCCCGCUGGCCACCAGGAGCGGCUGGCGCGCGCGGGGCGGCUGAGUGACGCGUACGUGCUGAUCUGGAACUUCAGGGACCCCAUCCACCCAGAGUGCGUCCUGGAGUGCCCCUACGAGGUUUUCUCAUUCCAGUUCAAUCCCGUCAACCCCGACAUCAUCGCGGGCGGCUGCUAUAACGGCCAGGCGAGUGCGCGCACCUGCGGCGCGCCCGGGCCGCCGCGGCCCAGCCGCAAACUCGCUGUGGUGGUGUGGGACCUGACAGAGGAGCACGACCGCAUCGCCCGCCGCCGCACCACCGCCCCGCGCAGCGGCAGCGGUGCCGGCGGCGGGGCCGGCGCCGAGGACGGCGGCGCGGGCGGCGGGGCGGCCGGGGACACGCCCGCCGUGCGGCACAGGCGAGCAUCUGCGGGCAGCGCGGGGUUCAUGUCUGCUGUCGAGGCGUCUCACUCCGCCCCCAUAUCGGACCUCCAGUGGCUCCCAGGCAUAGAGGUGGACCGCGCCGGCCGCGCCUUUCCCGUGCGCGCGGGCAGCGCGGGCACGAGCCACCAGAGCCUCGCGCGCAGCGGCACGCUCGGCGCCGCCGCGAUUGCGGCGCUGCAGGCGGGGUCGCCGGUGCCUAGGGAGUGCUGCUUCUGCGCGACGCUGGCGGCGGACGGGCGAGUCAUGCUCUGGGACACGCGCGUCGAGAAGCUGCUCAAGCGGGGCGGGCGGCGCGUCGACGAGGCCGAGGUGGCGUGGAAGCCGAUGCACGUCGUGCACCUGCUAAACAUGCACGGCGUCGACUUUGCCGGCGCGCGGCUGUGCUUCGACUUCCACGACCUGGUGGCGGGCGGCUUCCUGGCAGCUUCCCACGACGGCCAGAUCCUUGGGGGCACCUUUGUGAAGGCCCUGGGGGACAACCCUGAGUACAGCAGGUACUGCCACGCGCCCCACGCGGGCCCCAUCGUGGCGCUCGCCAGGAGCCCCUUCAUCGACGGGCUGGUCGCCUCCGUCGGCGACUGGUGCUUCAAGCUGUGGCUGGGAGACGCGCAGACGCCGCUCUUCUCGUCCCCCUUUGCAGAGGAGGUCUACACAGCAG
Messenger RNA from Monoraphidium neglectum, 1174 nucleotides. Its product is annotated as WD repeat-containing protein 63. Gene Ontology annotation, molecular function: dynein light chain binding; dynein heavy chain binding. Gene Ontology annotation, biological process: cilium movement involved in cell motility; inner dynein arm assembly. The annotation marks the transcript as partial. The transcript has 9 exons. Gene Ontology annotation, cellular component: inner dynein arm. The record is from RefSeq and is a predicted model, not a curated record. NCBI's taxonomy places the organism in Eukaryota, Viridiplantae, Chlorophyta, Chlorophyceae, Sphaeropleales, Selenastraceae.